Messenger RNA from Eutrema salsugineum, 560 nucleotides. Its product is annotated as ATP synthase subunit epsilon, mitochondrial. NCBI's taxonomy places the organism in Eukaryota, Viridiplantae, Streptophyta, Magnoliopsida, Brassicales, Brassicaceae. The transcript is spliced from 2 exons. Gene Ontology annotation, cellular component: mitochondrial inner membrane. Bases 107 to 322 code for a protein of 71 amino acids. The record is from RefSeq and is a predicted model, not a curated record. Gene Ontology annotation, molecular function: proton-transporting ATP synthase activity, rotational mechanism. Gene Ontology annotation, biological process: proton motive force-driven mitochondrial ATP synthesis.
UUGUAGCGAAUUUCUGAGAUUUAGCUUCGAAUCUUCUUUCUCAAUCUCGACUCUCGACUCUCGAUCGAUCAAAAACCUUUUUGCAAGCGAAGAGCAAAAUCGGAAAAUGGCAUCGAACGCGGCGGUUCCGUUCUGGAGAGCGGCGGGGAUGACGUAUAUAUCAUACUCAAACAUCUGCGCGAAUCUCGUGAGGAACUGUCUCAAGGAACCCUUCAAGGCUGAAUCCAUCAAUCGCGAGAAGGUUCACUUCUCCCUCUCCAAAUGGACUGAUGGAAAGCCCCAGAAACCAGUUCUGCGCUCGGACACAUCUGCUGAAGUUUGAGGAUUUUUCUUUAAUCAAGAUAUGGUUUCCCUGAAGUUUGAUGUAUUGCUUCUCUGGAUGGAUAAAAAAGGGAUGCAAAAAAACGUUUUUCUCUGCAUGUUUUGUUUUCUUUGUUGUUUGCAAUGAAAGCUUGAUACUCUCCAAUUAAUAAUAAUGGAAAACAUGGAGCUUCUGUUUCUUGUUUGAGACAAUCAUUCGUGGAUUCAUGAGUUAUCUAUGUUGUCCCAUUAAGUAUUAA